This is a messenger RNA of Aspergillus bombycis, 1230 nucleotides long. Its product is annotated as heme-dependent oxidative N-demethylase family protein. The coding region runs from base 1 to 1230 and encodes 409 amino acids. The transcript is spliced from 3 exons. The record is from RefSeq and is a predicted model, not a curated record. Lineage: Eukaryota; Fungi; Ascomycota; Eurotiomycetes; Eurotiales; Aspergillaceae.
AUGAUAUUCACCUUCCUCCCAAGUACAAUCCCCCAACACCACCUCUCCAAUGUCACCGCCAUUUGCCUCCUCGCAACCCUGACCACGUAUCUCCUCCAUUCCCUGUGGAAGAGACACCACCUCUCCAAAUCCCCCGACAACGACCCAGAGCAGAAGUCCCUGUCUCCCACGUCCAAAUUCAAACAACCCACCCGCAACCCGGGAGAAUGGACCCCAUCCGACUUCAAGCGACCUGCGGCCGCCCCAUAUCCAGACUGGGACGUACAGACCACCGAGCCCAAGCCCUACCGACCGUUCAGAUACGGACCUAAAUAUUUCAUCACCAUGGGCCUGCGCAGCAUGAAAUGGGACGAAUGGAUCGAACUCGACAACCACUACCCACGCUACCACGCCGACAAAGCGCGCCGGAUCCAAGAUCGAGGAGCGAAAUGUUCCAGAACAGCCCCGGAAGCCAUGGACGCUGCCAUGGAGCUUCUGACGGAAUUAACGCUACCCAACGCUCUUCCGCAAAACCCCCACGGGAAUCACCAACCUCCUCACCCAAGAAACCCUAACCACCGUGCCGCCCCUCCCCGAAGACCCCAUGCAAACCUGUGGCCGUCUCGUCCAAGACGACCUCGCCUCAUGAUCGAGCGCCCGGACGGCGAAUACUACCUCCUGGCGGGGUCCAUCCUGCUCGCCGGCUUCUGGCGUCUAGAAGACAAGUACGGGAUGCGGUUGUCGGAGAUCCACACCUCGGGCUCUGUGCCCGGCUACAAAGAGAAGCUCGAGAAGGGCAUGCUGAAUUUCUUCCGCCGGUUGCGGCCCGAGGACCCGGUGCUCCGCAAUAACUACUUCAUCCAGGUGGAUGAGAGCCUGCCCUGGUCGCACAGUAUCGGGUCCGAGGAUGGCGAGACGGUGUCGUGGAAUACGGCGGAGAAGAACCGGGCCAUUGAGAAUCAUUUCUUUCGCUCCGAGAGGCAGAGUUUGAGGAGAUUGCCCAGGACGGGCGCCGUGGUGUUUACUAUUCGGACGUAUUUUGAGCCUAUCACGGAGGUGGUCAAGGAGCCGUAUGUGCCGGGUCGGUUGGCUUCGGCCAUUAGGAGUUGGGGCGAGGAUGUGGCGCGGUAUAAGGGAAGGGAGAAGUAUGGCGAAGUUUUGUUGGAGUAUUUGGAUCGGAUGCAUCAGGAGCAGGUUGCGCAGGGGCUGGAGGUAGACAAGGAGGAGGAGGUUAGGAGUUAUCCGUUUUGA